Messenger RNA from Tuber melanosporum (Perigord truffle), 1415 nucleotides. RefSeq lists its product as uncharacterized. The record is from RefSeq and is a predicted model, not a curated record. Lineage: Eukaryota; Fungi; Ascomycota; Pezizomycetes; Pezizales; Tuberaceae. The transcript has a single exon. The coding region runs from base 214 to 525 and encodes 103 amino acids.
UACUCUGCCACCACCAACCACGCAAACCUCCUCUCCCCCGCAAAAGAAACACUACCCCAUACCCUUCUAAAAUAAGAUAAAAAUAAAGAAUAAAAAGAAACCCGCAAGAAACCCACCUACCUCUUCAACACCCUCAACUGACUCUCUCGAUACGCAUACGGAUCGAACGUAAGCUCGCGAUACAAUAGCGGCGUACUAACCCUACAGCAAUCGAUGGAGACCCUAGCCACGCGCGCCAGGUCCGCAACCUCCAAGUAUACCAGUAUCUGCUCAAGGAUCUCGUUUGGUACGCCAUUAAUGGUCAGUUUCGUCCCUUGGCAUUCGUUAUCGUCGGGGUGGAUGCGGUCGGCUUCGGCUUCGGAGUCUCGAGGGGUGGUUUGUCCCGCGUUCAUGGAUGCGUUGGUUGGGUUAUUGGGGUUCCCAUUCGGUGGGCUUGGGGGGUGCGGUUGUUUGUGGACGGACAAGGCUGGGUGGAGUGAGGAAGGAAGGGGAAGGUUUGUGAAGCGAAAGGGUAACUUAACUUAACCCUUUGCUGUUAUGGAUGAAGAAACGGAAGAAGUACGGCACAGGUGGUAGGCAGGUAGGUGGGAGAAACAGUAGAGUAAGGAAGAAGGAAAGGUGGAAGUUGGGGGGUGUAGGGGGAUGGAAGUGAAAGAGAGAAAAGGGUCCUCUCUCUAUACUGCCUUGUAGUUAUCGUAAUCAUCAACUUCCCCAUCCCCCUCCCCACCCCUUUAUCUGAUCGUUUAAGUUAUCAUAACAUGGUAAUUAUUGACAUGCGUCUCUCUGGGUGUGUUUUCUCUCUCUUUUCUUUUUCUUCUCUCUGGUAGCAAUGUCGAUAGGGUCAUGAUCGUCUGAUACGUCUCAACUCCCGUUACACCUCUUUCCCCUCCCGCCCUUGCUUUUCCUCCAUCCUUCAAAAAUUAUAGGGAGUAACUUAGUCUACGGGCACCGCCCAAUGAACGAGAGCCCCUAGAGUAAAGUGGGAAUCAGGAUGAAACAUGGAAAAGCGUUACUUUCAUCACAAAAGGAUUAAAAGCUAAAAUCGACGAGCAAUCGCCGCGCGCGGGUGAUGUGGCAAACCCCUCGGGAUCAACACAAAAUACUCGAGUACCGUACCCUCCCACGGACAGUAGAAAAAACAAAAAUAAAAUAAUUUGGAGUAAAAUGGAAAACGCACCAUGGGACUUCCCGCCGCAUUCCAUUCCAUUCCAUAUAUUAUCCCUUUCCCAUUUUCCGUUUCCGGCGAAUCACAUUUUGCAGAUAACAGAUAAAUAGAUAGGUGCCGGUACGGGUACAAUACAGUAACGGCAGAUAUGAUAUCAACAAGGUAAGGGGAUGCUGGCAGGCAGGCUACUCGAGUGCUGGUAUUGCCGCUGCCGUGCUGUACUGUACCGAGUGCAGUAAAAAAGAGUUUU